Peronospora matthiolae is the source of this 2118-nucleotide messenger RNA. The record is from the annotation of a GenBank genome assembly. Lineage: Eukaryota; Oomycota; Peronosporomycetes; Peronosporales; Peronosporaceae.
AUGGAUUUCAUCUUUGGUCUCCCUCCGGACGAACAGAAACGCACGGGCGUAUUGGUUUUUGUGGAUCGAUUUAGCAAAAUGGUGCAUUUUGCUCCAGUCUCCGCGCACGUUACGGCGGAGACGACCGCGCAGAUCUUCAUCGAUCUCAUAUUUCGACAUUACGGCUUGCCUGAAUCAAUUGUUUCGGACCGCGACCCGCGCUUUACAUCAGCUUUUUGGGCAACGUUGUUUCAACUAUUGGGCACGCGACUGCUUAUGUCUACGGCAGCCCAUCCAGAGACGGAUGGGCAAACGGAGCGCGUGAACAGAGUGCUUGAAGAUGUACUACGCAGUUAUGCGACAUCGUUCCAGUCGUGGAGUUCGUUUCUCCCUCUCGCUGAAUUUGCAAUCAACAACGCAAUUCAUGCGUCGACUGGGUUAACGCCAUUUUUCGUGAAUAACGCGAGGCACCCUCGCGUUCCAGCGCUUCUUGCUCUUUCAGCUUCAGCACACCCAGUUUCUCAGCUUGGUGGGGGAGUAUCUCCCGAUGACACUACGCGAAAAAUUUUGAUGAUUGGUAAUGUUGAAGACAAGGUUGCUGCCGAUGCAACUCAUACUGUUAAUUUCGUGGCCAAUGGCAUAUCGAGUCCCGACGCGAUGCAUCCCAUCGCGUCUCCCGUCGCUAAUUUUGCUCAUAAAGAGUCCACUUCUCCUGUAAGUUCGGCUGCUGUGACCGAAUUCCUAUUACUACGGCAAAGUAUCACGCGUUUUGUACGCGAUGCACUCCAAGAAGCAGUGGAUAAACAAAAGGAGAACGCGGAAAAGCGAGGUCGAAAGAACUUGCUGACGUUCAAAGAAGGUGACAGAGUCUUACUAUCGACAAGCGGAUUACCAGACACGUCAGUAACGAAUUUGGGCGCUAAUAAAUUAGCGCCAAGAUAUAUUGGGCCCUUUCGGAUUGUUGAAGUCCAUGGAGAUGCUUACACGCUAGACAUACCUACCACUAUGCGUUUGCACCCGACAUUCUAUGUCGGGCGCCUUAAGGCUUACCUGCCGGCGGAUCUCCCUUUGGUCCUUCCUCACUCGUCUGUAUCGGCUCAAAGUCCGACACCCCCUGCCGACGACGCUGACGACGACUGGGACCAAGUCCUAGACGAGCGCGAGCAGACUCGUUCUGCUGGGGUCCACCGAACGCAGCAGUCUCGAGCUAUCGCAGACGCUCCACCAAGCCCUGCUGCUCCCGUCGGGUUCUCUCGGCAGCCUCUGUCGCAGCUGCUGCACGAUCUCGAGCCCUCUCGGCCAUCUCACGGGCAUCCAGAAGGCCGUUCAUCGCCUCUUCAGUGUCAGCACGAAGGAAACGAAGCUCGUCACUCGACGGCACAGGCGCCCGAUUAUGAGAAUCGGCGCCCAACCCAAGAAGCCUUCCGUCGUGAUGCUCCUCCUCCCUUGGUAGAUGCAUCGGGUGAGCGACGCUGGAUUGUGGACCGUAUUGUCGGUCAUGAAGACCCCACGCCUCUUGCGCCGAGUAGUGGCUCGGCGCCAUCGAAGAGUCGUUCAGAAACGCAUUACAAGGUCCGAUGGUUGGGUUAUUCACCAACGGAAGACACGUGGGAGCCUCGAAGUAUGCUGGCUCACGAUGUUCCUGACGUCGUUAAGGAGUACGAGACCAGUAAGAGGUCGGCGAACGCGACCGACGCUGCUGACUCCUUCCACGAUCCCGCGAACCGUAACGUGCGUGAAUUGGCGAUCGACGACGAUCUCUUGAGCGACUCCGACGUCUUCUACGAGGCUCGGGAGCAUUUGGAUACCUUGACAGUCGAGAGCGACUACGAGAACGACCUCGGUGGUCGUAAGACAAACGAUCUCGACUACGUGAACGCCUCCAUUGAUCGACAGGGCGUUCCCUCAUGUGACGCAACGCAGAUACUUGGAGCUCUGAGAGGCUCCUCUCAUAGCGUCCGAUCCAUGGUCGGAUGUGCUGGGGCAUUCCCCGUGCACACACCAUGUCGUCCCAUUCCUGCCGCAUUGGUCGCGGUCUCUCCAUGUGACACCGUGGACACCCUUCACGGACAUGGACGUAACACAUGUGGAACCCAUCACGAGUCAAAUGACAUACGCGUCGUCGUAAGUCGCCAAUAG